GGAAAGUCUGGCCAACCUAUCCAUUCCGACAUACGCUCUACCUGCGGAAAGUCCAGGGAAGAUAUAGACCCGAGCAUUCAGUCAGCGAGAGGGCCAGGAAACAGCGCCGAUCAGCCGUGAACGAGCACAUUCCGGUCGUUGAACUCAAUCACGUCAAGGUCUCGGAGACAGAAACGACCGCGACGAGCUCUGAACUACGUAUAGAAGGAAAGACGGGAGAUCAAGAGCUAGAAAGACAAUUCUCCUUUAGUCUUCGACUAUCGGACGACUAGAGGAUCGUCCGCUGGGAACUCAUUUGACGAUCAAAGACACGACAUCGAUCGACUUGCGCUCGUAUCUCCGAGAGACACCAAGCCAUACGACCUACAUCACGACCCCAUUCUCCACGAUACCGACGACAUAAAUCGAUCACGCACGGGCCUUAGCUAGGAUAAUCUCGUCAUGUCCAACCCGUAUGUCAAAGAUACCCAGAUCUGGGUGCCUACCGGGCCUUCCGACUGGGUCAAAGGAGAGGUCAUCUCACUUGACCAACCUGCCACCGCCGACUCGGAGACUUAUGUGACCCUGCGAAUCCGAUACGGCCCCGAACAAACCGAAUUGGAGUAUUCUUUCCCACUCGGAGUCCUUACCGCUGCUGGACAGGCGCAGUUUUCUGCUGGAAGCCCGACGGGGACGAGUUCGGCGACACAGUUACCUGGCAAGGACGCGGAUGGCAAGCCGGUCGCGCUACCUCCGUUGAGGAACCCUGAUGAGUUGGAGAGGUCGGAGGAUCUGGCAGAUCUGAGCAAUUUGAACGAACCUAGUGUUCUGCACGCGUUGAAGGAACGAUAUCAGCUCAGGGAUCCUUAUACUUAUUCCGGAAUCGUCUUGGUCGCGUUGAACCCCUUUACACCUCUCAACAUCUAUGGACCUGAUAUGAUCAAGUCGUAUUCUGGGCGGAAAAAGGGAGAUCUUAGCCCUCACGUGUUCGCCAUCGCUGAAGAUGCCCUGGAGUGCAUGCGGAGAGGUGCAGGCGGUGGUGGAGCAGACGCAACGGGUGCAGGGGAUCAGACGAUUGUGGUCAGCGGUGAAUCUGGUGCCGGAAAGACGGUCUCGGCCAAGUACAUAUUACGAUACUUUGCCUCGGUUGACGACCCAACGAGGGACAACUCGGCCGCACGGAGACAACGAGGACGAGCUGGAGUUGCAGAUGAAGGUGGAAUGAGCGAGACCGAGCGACAGAUUUUGGCGAGUAACCCGAUCAUGGAGGCGUUCGGAAAUGCCAAGACGACGCGGAAUGACAACAGUUCGCGGUUCGGAAAGUACAUCGAGGUUUUGUUUGACAAAGAACACGAUAUCGUCGGAGCUAGGGUGCGAACGUAUCUACUGGAGCGGUCCCGUCUCGUAUAUCAACCAGAAAUCGAGCGAAACUACCACAUCUUCUAUCAACUCCUGGCUGGCGCACCCGAACAGGAGCGGAAAGAUCUAGGUCUUGAUCGAUCGACGGCGGACUUUGCAUAUCUCGUGGGGGGUGGACCAGCCGCUACGCCGAUCCAAGGAGUCGAUGACGCUAAAGAGUUCGAGUUGACGCAAAAGGCGCUGAGCACAGUGGGGAUCUCGGUCGAGAGGCAAUGGCAGAUCUUCAGGAUGUUGGCCGCGCUUCUCCAUCUCGGAAACGUGUCAAUUAAAGCGUCGAGGAACGAAGCUACGAUCGACUCGGAUGAUGCAGCGUUGGGACUCGCCACCACGCUUCUCGGAGUCGAUAAGGACGAGUUCAGGAAAUGGGUCCUGAAGAAGCAGUUGAUCACAAGAAGCGAAAAGAUCGUGACUAGCUUGAACGCCGCACAAGCAUCCGUGGUCAGGGACUCGGUCGCCAAGUUUGUUUACAGCUGUCUGUUCGAUUGGCUGGUUUCCAUUAUCAACGAGAGUUUGUCAGGAGGUGGAGCUGCGGACCGGGCUAUCAAGUUCAUCGGAGUCUUGGAUAUCUAUGGAUUUGAGCACUUCAAAAAGAACUCUUUCGAACAAUUCUGUAUCAACUGGGCGAACGAGAAGCUGCAACAAGAGUUCAAUGCUCACGUGUUCAAGCUUGAGCAAGAAGAAUACGUCCGCGAAGAAAUCAACUGGACUUUCAUCGAAUUCUCCGACAACCAGAUGUGUAUCGACGUGAUCGAAGGCAAAAUGGGCAUCUUGACGCUGCUGGAUGAAGAAUCGCGCUUGCCUGCUGGUGCCGAUCAGUCCUUUGCCGGGAAGCUAUUCCAACAGAUCAACAAGCCGGAACAGAAGGACGUGUUCAAAAAACCGCGUUUCAACCAGAACGCGUUCACCAUUGCCCAUUACGCCCACGAUGUUACGUACGAUGUCGAAGGCUUCAUCGAGAAGAACCGAGACACUGUGCCGGACGAGCAUUUGGCCUUGCUCCAGAACUCGUCGAACCCCCUGUUGAAGGAUUGUCUCGAAGCAGCACUCGCCGCCGCUGUUGCUGCCAAAGAGAACACUUCUGCAAACGCAGCGCCUGCGUCCAAAACUCCCGCUGUUGGUCCGCCCAAACGAGCCGGAGGCGCUGCGUCAACCAGGAAGCCUACGCUCGGUUCCAUCUUCAAGCACUCUCUUACAAAUCUGAUGGACACAAUCAACAACACCAACGUUCAUUACAUCCGAUGUAUCAAGCCGAACGAGGCGAAGAACGCCUGGGAGUUCGACUCGGAACAAGUUCUGUCUCAAUUGCGGGCUUGUGGUGUGUUGGAGACGAUCAAGAUCAGUUGUGCUGGUUAUCCGAACAGAUGGACGUUCGAGGAGUUUGCUGAAAGAUACGAGAUCUUCAUCCCUCCAAGCGAUUGGCAGAAAUUCCAAGGCUCAAAUGACCUUCGACCGAUCUGUUCAGCUAUCCUCGAAAAAAGCAUCGCAGAUCAGGAAAAGUAUCAAAUCGGUCUUACCAAGAUCUUUUUCAGGCCGGGCAUGGUCAGCGUGCUUGACCGUAUGAAGAAGCAACGCCUGGACGCCAUCGCUGUUACUGUACAGAAGAACUACCGUCGGUACAUUGCUCGAAAGCAUUACCAAGCUCUGCGAAAUGCUACUAUCCGUAUCCAGGCAUUGGCGCGCGGCAGGUUUGCCAGGCGCCAUGCGGUCGAGAUGAGGAAAGAAAAGGCAGCGAUCACCAUACAAACUCUUGGGAGAAUGUAUGUUGCACGACGGGCGUUCUUGGAGACGCGACAGGCCGUCGUAAAGAUCCAGGCUGCCAUCCGAGGACGACAAGCACGCGUCGCGUACCAGGAUACCCUCCGCGAGAAUGCGGCUAUAACAUUGCAAAGACUCUUUAGGGGAUCGAUUGCAAAGAAACGGGCUCAGUCGGAUGUACGAAAGGUCGUUCUAUUGCAAGCCCUGCAUCGUCGCCGUCUCGCCAAGAAGGAACUGGUAUCACUGAAAACAGAAGCGAAAUCGGCGACCAAGUUCAAGGAGAUAUCAUACAAGCUCGAGAACAAGGUCGUCGAACUGACUCAGACGCUUCAGAAGAGGACUGCGGAACGCAAAGAGUUCCAGGAACGUGUCUCCGCGCUGGAGAGUCAGAUACAGCAGUUCACCGCAAAGCAAAGCGAGGCUGAAGCGCGUAUCAAGGACCUCACAGCCGAGCUGAAGAAGCCUACCGUGCCUGCGGCACAGUUUGAAGAGCUCGUCGCCGCCAAACAAGAGGUCGACCGCCGGGUGGACGAGGCUCUGGCCCACAUCUCUCAACGAGACGCAGAGAUAGACCGACUCAACGCGGACCUCGCCGCUCAGCACAAGCUCGCUCAGGAGCAACAGAUCGCCUUGGAAGCGGCAACUAGCAGGAAUGUCGAGAGUUCAUCAGCUGCGUCUGGCAUGCAGGACGAGAUCACUGCGCUCAAGGAGCAGAUCAACCGGGCCAAUGCUCUGUCCGCUCUCACGCGAAACACUAGGGUGCCUCAGCCUCCUUCUCCGACCGUCACUCACCUGAACGGUUCCAAUGUAGCCUAUCGGGGAAUGGACUCCCUGCCAAAUCUACCUUCUACCGGACGGACGCCCCGUCGACACAGCAUGACGGGUGUCCUGCAUGAUGGUAGCAGUCACCGCACCUCGGCUGACGAGCGAAUCUUAGAGAGCAAAAAGGACGCAGCUCAAUCGCGAGCCAUCUCCAUGGCCUUUCCACGAGACGGGCCACCGAAUGGGAGAGAUUCUCAAGGCUUGCCGGUAUCGUUCGAGAACCCCGGCCAAGAAAUCAUGCGCAUGCUCGAGGAUGAAGCCGCUCUCGAACGGGACGUCCUACAGGGUCUGAUCAUGGACCUCAAGAUAUUGACGCCCAGUCUCAACAAUCCGCCCAAAUUCAACGAGGUCAUGUUCCCCGCGAACCUUGUCAGCCUCAUCGUCAACGAAAUGUGGAAGUACGGCUUGAUAAAGGAGAGCGAAAGGUUCUUGGCCAACGUGAUGCAGCACAUACAGAAAUUCGUCAUGAGCUUCACAGGGGAGGCUAUCAUCAUACCCGGUUUCUUCUGGUUGUCCAACAUUCACCAGCUGCUUUCGUUCGUGUGCUUGGCCCAAAGCGACAUGCAAGAAGGUGUCGGUCCCGGCGCCGAGGGGCUUGGCCGGUCUUUUGAGUGGUCGGACUAUGAAAAGUUGGUAACGGUCGCGAAGAACGACCUAGACAGCCUCGAGUACAACAUCUAUCACACGACGGUGUCCGAGAUCAAGAAACACUUGAGCAAGAUGGUAGUACCCGCCCUGAUCGAGAACCAAGCUCUGCCCGGUUUCGUCACCCAGGAAGCAUCGGGACGAUUGCUCGGCCGUCUGAUAGGUCAAACGGACAAGGCGCCUUCGUACACGAUGGAUGAUGUCAUCAACCUGUUGACCAAGGUGCACAAGGCCAUGAAGAGUUAUCAUUUGGAAGAAGGCGUCAUUGGUCAAGUCUUCAUCAACGAGCUCGUCAAGCUGCUUGGUGUCAACAGUUUCAACGACAUGCUUAUGCGUAGAAACUUUGCGUCAUGGAAGCGAGCGAUGCAAAUUCAGUACAACAUUACUCGGUUGGAAGAAUGGUGCAAGUCGAACGAUCUAUCCGAAGGGACGCUAUCGAUGGAGAGCUUGAUGCAGGCUACCAAGCUGUUGCAGCUCAAAAAGGCUACUGCCGCCGAUAUCGACAUCCUCUUCGAUGUCUGCUGGAUCUUGUCACCGACACAGAUCCAAAAGCUCAUUAGCCAGUACCAUGUCGCUGAAUACGAGACUCCCAUCGCACCCGAGAUCCUAAAGAUCGUCUCGGGCCGAAUCAACACCAACGACAAGGGGGAUCAUCUGCUCCUUCCACCAGAGUCUGACGAGGCCAUGCCUUUCCAAUUACCUCCCGUGCGAGACAUUUUCGACAUAGAGACUUACGUCCCCGCUUAUCUGGCAGUACCUCACGUACGCCGACUUGCCAUGUUUGCUGCUUGAGAAACGAAUUAUUUGGGACGAUUUCGCACGCCACUCGCCGUCAACUGAAUGACUUUGAUUUUUAACGCCCUUUGCAUGAGACGUACCCGGCCGAAUCGCUGCGGUAGACGAUGUAUCUAUAUGGCCUUCAUGAAUCGUGUAGAAUCCGAUACAAUCCGCGAGACAAAA
Filobasidium floriforme is the source of this 5580-nucleotide messenger RNA. Its product is annotated as P-loop containing nucleoside triphosphate hydrolase protein. Gene Ontology annotation, biological process: vesicle transport along actin filament; actin filament organization. Gene Ontology annotation, cellular component: cytoplasm; vesicle; myosin complex. Bases 442 to 5412 code for a protein of 1656 amino acids. Gene Ontology annotation, molecular function: actin filament binding; ATP binding; microfilament motor activity. The transcript is spliced from 23 exons. Lineage: Eukaryota; Fungi; Basidiomycota; Tremellomycetes; Filobasidiales; Filobasidiaceae. The record is from RefSeq and is a predicted model, not a curated record.